UCGGCGCCAGUGCAAUUUUUGUGGCGCUUCUUGCGAUGGGCGCCGGAGCGGGCGGUGUGUAUCUUCAGUUCACCGGGUACACCAAACCGGCGGUGUCGUUCUUAGGAAUCCCCUGCGCAACAAUGUGGGUUCCAAGUCUGAACAUCCUGGCGGGAUCGGUGGUUCUACAGGCUAGCACGCGUCGGAACUCGCCAGAUUCAUACCUCAUGACUGUUGCCAUGUACUCGUCCAUUGCCGCCGUCAUUCCCGCCGCACUGGAACUCGUGCUGGGGUUCAUGGCGACUAUAGAGGAACACGAGUACCAGAUUCCACUGGAGGUUGAGGGGGUGAGCCCGUAUGCUCUGCUGACAGCCGCGGCGGUGGAAGUAUUCGGACUUCUCCUGCUCAUCCUGACCAUCGUCGCUGCCAUUCUCUGCCAUAGGAUCUUAGUACGGCAUCGGGUGAACAAGUAUCUGCUUGGGACCAAGUGGGCGCAGUGUAAGGAUCGGCCGGACGAGGACGACAUCGGAGUGGACCACUCGCCCCGCCCCCCUCCCAGGUCUGUGUGCUUCGUGGUGCCGAUACCUGAUCACGCCUUGCAGAAGUUUGAAGCCAACGGGUUCACCAACGCGUACCCAUACGACUGGGUGUCUGCUGAGGACGAUGUUAGGAAUAAACCGCUGGUGGAGUCACCGAAACCGCAGAGACAGGUAAGCCGGGUGAGCAGCAGCAGCAGACGUGUGCGGUGGGGAGGGGUGACGGCUCCUGCGGGCCGGCCCAGACCAGCGGAGUCCGCACAGAAGGCACCGGGAGGCAGGAGGGUCCGCAGGUCCGCAACCACCAACAAAAAACAACACCGAGACAACAGGAGGAAACCGGCCGUCAAGUCCAUGCGAAAUGCAUGGGAAAUUUGA
Messenger RNA from Branchiostoma belcheri (Belcher's lancelet), 893 nucleotides. RefSeq lists its product as uncharacterized. The record is from RefSeq and is a predicted model, not a curated record. Lineage: Eukaryota; Metazoa; Chordata; Leptocardii; Amphioxiformes; Branchiostomatidae. The transcript has 4 exons. The coding region runs from base 36 to 893 and encodes 285 amino acids.